This is a messenger RNA of Annulohypoxylon maeteangense, 3202 nucleotides long. RefSeq lists its product as uncharacterized. The transcript is spliced from 3 exons. The record is from RefSeq and is a predicted model, not a curated record. The coding region runs from base 629 to 2611 and encodes 660 amino acids. Lineage: Eukaryota; Fungi; Ascomycota; Sordariomycetes; Xylariales; Hypoxylaceae.
CCUUAUUAGGCCACAUGCCACCAAAUAAUUCCCAUUCCCAUCCCAUGUCGACACUUUCCCUUGAUAAGUCUUUUGAGUCUUGACUCUUUUGACUCUUUUAUUUCAUUUCACCUUUUCUACUAUCCUCUCGACGACAUCGCAUAGUCAUACAUUUGCUUAUUUCGAAAGACUCCAUUAUUACUUGUUUCUUUUUGAAGCUUUGCACCUGCACCAGCAACACGCGAUACCUCGUACAUCUCGCCUCUGGUAGUCUUGACUGCUGUCUCGGGAAGCCCCUUAACUGCUACCUAACCGAACACGAAUUAGAGAGCUUUGACUGGAUACCCCCCCUGGUUUGAGCAGCAUUGGUUUCCGCCGUUCUAUUAACCCCGUCUUUCCGACUUACAACUUGUCCUCAAUUUUCUGAGACAACUCGACAAAUAUCUGUCGAAACAAACAAAUAAACAAACGAGCGAUUUGAUCUGAGCCGACCAGCAAGGCCACAAAUUUGGGGGGCAUGCCAUCCGUCGUUGCAAUCAGUAGCUGCAGUUUCCCGCGGUGACAAUUGUUGAUAUACGAUCGUAUAUUUGCUAUUUGCUCUUUCCAAUAACGUCAACUGGCGAUAAGUUACAACAGUCACAACUAAGCGAUGUCGGGAGUAAGGAACCUCCGCGCGAUGUUCGAGAAUAGGGGGGAGAACAACCCUCCAGAUAGAGGAAGAUCUCCUGGUCCUGGAGGUUUCGCAUCCCCCUCACCCUCUCAUUCGCCGAGGCGGUUAUCUAAAGUUCGAACUACUUUCGUAGCAGUUGAGAAGGACGGACGUGUUGGAUUGAGAAGGGAACCCAGUGGUGAUUCAGUCUCGGUAGACAGCAGAAGGCUUAGCAACGAAACCGAAGCCACACAAGCUACCACGCCACAACCUACAUCUGAAAAGACGGACGUUUUCUCGGAUAACAUGGCUAAGAACGCGUCCGCCUUCAAGUCAAAUCUGUCUCAGGAAUCCAUUCCUGAAUCGCCAAUCCAAAACGCCCCUGCAAAACCUGCUCCAAAGAAGGAAAAGGAGAAUCGGAGUCCUGAUAUUGCCCCGAACCCGAACCCAGACAAGAUUACGGAUGAGGAGGAAACGAAGACGAAGUUGUUACCAGGCAACCCAACAGACAAGGCGGCGACGAGAGGGAAAAGCGUGACGCCUACUCCAUCCACGGGUGGUUCAACAAAUGGCAAGCCAAAAGCUGCGGUUAUUCCCAAGCCCGUUUCCAAGCCUGCUCCUAAGCCGGCGCCAGUUUCGACAACCGCUAGAUCCGUAUCGAAGCCGGCCAAGUCGCCUACUAAGCUUAUUAGCAACGCUGCGAAAGCAGCCCGUUCUUCGAGCGUAGGGCCGCAGAAAAAGGCAACGCCUGCUCCUUCGAAGAGUCACGAUGCGCCGAAGAAGACGGUCACCCCUGCCGCACCGAAGGCGACUGUAACCGCCGCUAAGAAGCCAGCGCCCAUUGACCUUCCUCCGUCAGGAACGGGUUUCGUGAAGCCGAAGCCUAAGUCGCCCACUCGGCCUAUCAACCUCCCCUCUUCCCUCACAAAGCCAACUGCCUCUUCCGCCUCUAAGCUUGGAGCCGGCAGUGCAACUCAGCCUCCCAGACAAUCCGCCUCCCGAGCUUCCGGCAGCGCCGCGCAUCUGAAUGUAGCCGCCACCACUCACAGAUCGCCUAGCAGAUCAAGCCUUGCCAGCGCGGGCGUCAUUACAAGCAACAAGGGCCUAAGGCGCCAAAGUUCGACUGUCGGCCGGCCACGACCAAGCCUAGGACCUCCCCCCAAGCAAGCAGCUAAGGAUCACCCUGUCUCUAAGAAAGAGGCCCACGUUGACGAGAGCUUCCUUGCACGCAUGAUGAGGCCGACCCAGAGCAGCUCGAGCAAGACUUCGGAGAAGGCCCCCGUAACACCGCCACGGAAACCAAGCUCGCCGAUGACCACCCAGAAGAGGUCCGCGACGAAGGAUACGGAUGCGAAUGCGAAGAAGGUAGUUGCUAAGAUUCAGGCAUCUACGAACAGCCUCAAGACUGCUAUCGAUAGCGUCAAACCGGCCGAGAAGGAAGCCCCGACAGCAAAGGAGGUCGCUCCAGUUGUUGCCCAGACCGAGAUUGCCGAGGUUGCUAUCGAGGUAGCUAAGGUCUCCACAGAGACAGCUACCACCCCUGUUGUGGAGGAGGCUAAAGCUGAGACUGUCGCCGAACCCGCUAUCGUUGUUGAAGUCGAGGAGGCCAAGGAAGAGGCUGUAGAGGAGCCCGCCGAGCCUGCAGCAACUGUCCCAGUCAUCGCCGAGGAUGCCGACAAGGUCGCAGAUAUCGAAGAUGUAGUCCAGGAGGCCGUGGAAGAGCCUACGGAGCCUGUUGUCGAAGUGUCUGUUGCUGCUGAUAAUGAGGAGCCUAAGGAGGCGGAGGUUGUUGAAGCCACGCCCGAGGUCACCGAGGAGGCUGUCUCGGCUGAGACCGAAGCUCUCAACGCGGUACUUGAAGAGCCCAAGGUUGAGGAACCUAAGGCCGUGGAGGCAACAAACGUUGAGGAAAGCAAGGAAGAGGCGAAGGUAGAGGUUGUCAUAGGGGAUGAGGCCAGCACGGCGGGUAUUUCGGAAGCUUAGUUUGCUAUCCGCCGUACUCUACAACAGUAGCAGAAAAGUUCGACUCGGGUUACGUUGGGAGGGGUACUAGAAUACCAAGAAAAACACAACAAAGGACCAAAUUUGUUUGUAUUGGCGUGGCGCAGAUGAUGAUACCUUUUUUCUCUUAACCAAAAAAUUCCAUCGGAGCAUAUACCUGGGGACGGGGAGUGGUUCUUUUUUUUAUUCUCCCUGAUCUUGUUUUUCCCCCCUCUCCUGGUGCUCGCGAGGCAUUGCUGUGGAGUUAGGUGAUGGUGAUAAUACCUAUUGCAUACCUAGACCUUGUUCUGUAAACGUCUUUUGCGUCCUUUUGUCACGUUUCGUCGCUGGCUAGAAAGAUGGAGGCAUAGGGGCAGAGCAGGUAUAAUCAUACUUGCGAAAGCAAUGAUUCGACUCUUACAACAAGUGCCUCUUAGGGGUAUAUUCGAAUGAUAACUUGUAAUGAAAAUAUGUUCAUCUGCGUGUUGGUCGGGUGUUACAAGGACAUUGUGUUUCACAGGAUAAAUAGUUGUAAUUCACCUUCUCUGAGCUUACCUCUUAGAUACCCAGAUACCUUAGCUACUAAAUGCAUGA